AUGGGCUGGGUGCACCAUGCCUCGCCUGAAGUGGAAGCGGAGUCGCAAUAUCGCCUCAUUCUAGGGGUGUGCCUGGGCUUGACCCUGUUGAUGAUUAUCACAGUCUGCCUGCGUUUAGCAAUUCGAUUCAACGCCCGCCGAUUGGAAGCGUCCGAUUUUGUGAUGCUGGUGACUAUGGUGGGUUACCUUCGGUGGAUAGACGAUCCGACCGCUAAUCGGUGCCAGAUCUUCAGCAUCAUAUACAGCGCAUUGUGCGUCGCUCAGAGCAGGUACGGCCUCGGAUUACCCUUGUCGCUGCGCCCCAAGGCAGACCUUCCGGAUUACACAAAGCUCAAUUAUGCCGGUCGCCCAUUCUACCAACUUGGAAUCGCAGGAUUCAAAGCUUCCCUAUGCCUCAAUUAUUUGCGAUUGAUUUCCGGAACAUCCAAGAAUUUCUACCGAAUCCUUAUAUGGGCCGUGAUAGCUGUCUCGACACUUGGCCAUCUUGCGGGAACAUUAGUUCUGAUAUUCGACUGCCAGCCGGUUGAGCGCGCCUGGAACCCCAACAUCUCAGGGUCGUGUCUUCCAGCAGGGCCAACAUUCUAUGGAUUAGCCAUCUUCACCAUUAUCUGCGACAUCACCAUCAUCAUCCUUCCCAUUCCGCUGUUGCUUCAACUGAAUAUCAAGACCGCACAGAAAGCGGGAGUAGUUUGUCUGUUCCUGCUGGGGCUGUUCACCACGAUCUGCUCUAUCCUUCGCCUCACGCAAAUCCAUCGGGUGGCAUAUGGCGAUGGAAAUUCGACCAUGUUGGUGCUGUGGGGCACAAUUGAGUUCAAUGUCGGGAACAUUGUAACUUGUGUCCCCUUCCUCGCUCCUUUGCUGAAAGGUGCAGUGCGCGAUUUCCGAUCGUACAGUGGCCGGAAAGGGUACGAUAGCCGGAGCUAUGCUUUGCAGACCUGGUCCAAAGACCCGCGCUCGCAGUUACGGUCGACAACUUCGGCGGCGCCGCAACCCAAACGCACGCCCAGCGAAGAGCUUAUCCUCGAGAGUGGGGGCGUCGACGAGGGAGGCAUUCAUAUGACGGUGGAGCUGCGCGUGUCGCUAGAGAAGAGGCCAACGACAGAGCACGACGGGAUUAAUAGUGCUUACGCUUCUCAGGAUCAAAUCAGACCAGGAUCAUACUGGGUCGAUGUAACAGACACAAGCCAAUGGAGUCGAGCAGAACAGGCCAGGCCAACCGUCCCCGACGGGAUCUUCCCGGCCAUCAAGCCUAGCUCCAUCCAGGAAGAAUCCUGUGCGUCCCGUGAAACCUUAAUGGUGGUCCACCCGGACGGCCAGCCCCGGGCGGCGACCGAGCUGUGUCCCGCCCACGCCAGCUGGCCUGUUGGGCUAGAGACCGGGACUAAGGCCUCAAGCACGACGCCGUCCCCCACGCGAUUCCAGCCUAACAUUCUUAGUGCUGUUAAGGCUCUUUUAGGGCCGGCCUUGUUUCACCUCACGCAUUAG
Messenger RNA from Aspergillus niger, 1485 nucleotides. RefSeq lists its product as uncharacterized. Bases 1 to 1485 code for a protein of 494 amino acids. The transcript is spliced from 7 exons. The record is from RefSeq and is a predicted model, not a curated record. NCBI's taxonomy places the organism in Eukaryota, Fungi, Ascomycota, Eurotiomycetes, Eurotiales, Aspergillaceae.